GCAAGCAAACGGAAGGAGGAAGGAGGCCUUCCCUUCCCGCAGCUUCCGCCGUUGAGUGAGCGCUUGCGCCUUUUAGUGAAUGUGGAUACCGGCGAGGGGGAAAAUGGCGGUUGAAGGGCCGGAGCAGAUGGAGUUGGAUGAAGGCAAAGGUGGGACUGGGCUGCGCCAGUAUUACCUCUCCAAGAUUGAAGAGCUACAGUUGAUAGUCAACGAUAAGAGCCAGAAUCUCAGACGGCUGCAGGCACAGCGGAAUGAACUCAAUGCCAAGGUGCGCCUGCUUCGCGAGGAGUUGCAACUUCUGCAGGAACAAGGUUCCUACGUGGGUGAAGUGGUGAGGGCUAUGGACAAAAAGAAAGUGCUUGUCAAGGUUCAUCCUGAAGGCAAGUUUGUUGUUGACGUGGAUAAAAACAUAGACAUCAACGAUGUAACCCCGAACUGCCGUGUUGCCUUGCGGAAUGACAGCUACACACUCCACAAGAUCUUGCCAAACAAGGUGGACCCCCUGGUCUCAUUGAUGAUGGUGGAGAAAGUGCCAGACUCCACUUAUGAGAUGAUUGGCGGCCUUGACAAGCAGAUCAAAGAGAUCAAGGAAGUGAUUGAGCUGCCCGUCAAGCAUCCAGAGCUUUUUGAAGCUUUGGGUAUUGCUCAGCCCAAGGGUGUGCUGCUGUAUGGACCUCCUGGGACUGGGAAAACUUUGCUGGCCCGAGCAGUGGCUCAUCACACUGAUUGCACGUUCAUCCGUGUCUCUGGCUCUGAGCUUGUGCAGAAGUUCAUUGGGGAAGGUGCACGGAUGGUGCGUGAGCUCUUUGUCAUGGCCCGGGAGCACGCUCCCUCCAUUAUCUUCAUGGAUGAGAUUGAUUCCAUUGGCUCCUCCCGUCUGGAGGGUGGCUCUGGUGGGGACAGCGAGGUUCAGCGCACCAUGUUAGAACUGCUCAACCAGCUUGAUGGUUUUGAGGCCACCAAGAACAUCAAGGUCAUCAUGGCGACCAACCGCAUAGACAUCUUGGAUUCAGCCCUGCUUCGUCCUGGGCGUAUCGACAGAAAGAUUGAAUUCCCUCCCCCAAAUGAAGAGGCUCGACUUGACAUCUUGAAGAUCCACUCUCGCAAGAUGAACCUGACACGGGGAAUUAAUUUGCGGAAAAUUGCGGAGCUGAUGCCAGGGGCUUCAGGGGCUGAGGUCAAGGGCGUGUGCACAGAAGCUGGAAUGUACGCGUUGAGGGAAAGGCGGGUACAUGUAACUCAAGAAGACUUCGAGAUGGCUGUAGCAAAGGUUAUGCAAAAAGACAGUGAGAAGAAUAUGUCUAUCAAGAAGCUGUGGAAAUAAGUUGCUGCCCCUACCCAAGCAAGUGAAUUCCGACCUCAUUCUCCACUGUAAUCUUUACACCCCAAUGUCCUUCCCCCCCUUAAUAAAACUUAAUAUUAACA
Messenger RNA from Podarcis raffonei (Aeolian wall lizard), 1425 nucleotides. It is a transcript of the gene PSMC5, whose product is annotated as proteasome 26S subunit, ATPase 5. The transcript is spliced from 12 exons. The record is from RefSeq and is a predicted model, not a curated record. Gene Ontology annotation, molecular function: ATP binding; proteasome-activating activity; ATP hydrolysis activity. Gene Ontology annotation, cellular component: proteasome regulatory particle, base subcomplex. Lineage: Eukaryota; Metazoa; Chordata; Lepidosauria; Squamata; Lacertidae. Gene Ontology annotation, biological process: proteasome-mediated ubiquitin-dependent protein catabolic process. Bases 80 to 1324 code for a protein of 414 amino acids.